Molecule: messenger RNA, 3469 nt
Organism: Oxyura jamaicensis (ruddy duck)
Lineage: Eukaryota; Metazoa; Chordata; Aves; Anseriformes; Anatidae
Product: carbonic anhydrase 2
Exons: 6
Coding region: 1242-1793 (183 amino acids)
Cellular component (GO): cytoplasm
Molecular function (GO): zinc ion binding; carbonate dehydratase activity
Source: RefSeq, a predicted model, not a curated record
GCAACAGUAUUCCUGCAAAACUUAACACAUGGCUGCUGCCACUUCCUGGAGGAAAAAAAAAAGAAAAAAAAAAAAAGAAGCAAUUCACAGUAUUUUUCUACAAAGCCAUCCUGUUCUACAUGGGAAAGGUAACUACCCAGCUCGCCUUUAAGCAUAACAGUGAAAUUGUGGGUCCUCAGUAAACAGCUGCCCCAGGUGCAGCACAAUGCCCCCUUGAUUUCUGUGCAUUUCCAAUAUCCUAUAACCAUGUAAUGGAGACAAACAUAGUUCACCUUCAUCCAAGAAACCCCACAGACACUAAUAGCACAGUUUGUGUGGUUGUUUAACUUCCCAAAUUAGCUCUGCUAAUACUUAUUUUCACCUAAUUUAGAUAAUGUUAUGAGAUCAUUUAAUAACAGUGCAAUAUAAUUGGUGGAUGUUACUAGUAUAAUUUCUUCAGUAAAUGGUAGAAGGUUGAAAUCAUAGUUACUAUUUCUUAAUCUAAGCAAAGUGGCUCCAAAUUUAUGUCACUGCACCAUUUCAAAUAACUGUCAAAUAGAAGAAAAGUUGCAUUUUCAAGCUGUUACCUCUUAUAUUGCUGUUAUGUCUGUGGAAGCCAGGUUACUGACGUAGAUUUUGUUGAGAGUGAUGAACCUGUAAGAAAAGAAUGUGCUUCCCAGGUUGGCUGGUGCUGUCUUCACUCUGCAUCUGAAGCUGUGCUGUAUAACAAAAUAGCAUAGCUACAUAUGUAUUUCCAGGAUGUUUUUAAGUAGUACUGAUUUCAAAACAAAGAAGCUAAUGCUGAGAUGCUGAACUAUGGAUCAAUUUUUUCCCAUCCCUCAAAAAAGGGGAUGGAAAGGUUGGACAUCUGUCUUCAGUGGGGCCUGACUCAAUAUUAGUGUCACAUGAGACAGGGAUAGGAAAGUUCCCAGAUGCUGCUCAGGUUCCUGAGGAGGUUUUGCUUUCCAAAAGCUGGUAACAUUUAUUCAUGAUUAAAAACACUUGCACUGGGGAAAAAAAAAAAAAAGUUCUAACACUUCUACUUUGCAUUUUAAGUUUAAAUUUUACUUCCUUGGGAAGGCUGGACAAUAUUAAGGAAAAAUAAUAACUGCUUAAUGGAGGGUAGAACAAGAAGAGCUGUUGUGUAAUUAAGCCUGCUGAAUUUGUAUUCAUUUCCACUAAUUUAAUUAUUACUUUCUUUGAAUGCUCUGCUGUGAGUCAAAAUAAGCUAGUGCUGGAUUUGAGAACCACAGAAUGAGAAAAUGCUGCAAGGGGGAGCCCUCGACGGAGUCUACAGGCUGGCACAGUUUCACAUUCACUGGGGAUCCUGUGAGGGCCAAGGGUCUGAGCACACUGUGGAUGGUGUGAAAUAUGAUGCAGAGCUUCAUAUUGUUCACUGGAAUGUGAAAUAUGGAAAAUUUGCUGAAGCUGUGAAACAUCCCGAUGGGUUGGCUGUAGUAGGCAUCUUCAUGAAGGUAGGGAAUGCCAAACCUGAAAUACAGAAAGUUGUUGAUGCUCUGAACUCCAUUCAAACCAAGGGGAAGCAAGCUUCUUUCACUAACUUUGACCCUACUGGGCUGCUUCCUGCAUGUCGAGACUAUUGGACAUACCCUGGCUCCCUGACCACUCCACCACUGCUUGAAUGUGUGAUCUGGCAUGUUCUGAAGGAGCCCAUCACUGUCAGCCCUGAGCAGAUGUGCAAACUCCGUGGCCUUUGCUUCAGUGCUGAGAAUGAGCCCGUGUGCCACAUGGUGGACAACUGGCGCCCAUGUCAGCCCUUGAAGAGCAGAGAAGUCAGAGCUUCCUUCCAGUAACCUCAGCGCUCAGUGUGUUACGAAUUGCUGUGUUUGUGAGGAACCCUUUUUGCUAAGCACAAAUCAAACCUUUGCCAUGUGUGCCCUGGCAACAUCAUGUCUCCCAGGUCCAUUCUUUCUUUCGCUCUGCAUCUAAAAUGCCAGCUAAUGAAAUGUGAAAGGUUCUUGGCCAAACAGGAAUAGGUUCUUUAUGUAUGGGGCUUGGGGAAGCCUGGGUGUGGGCUGUGUGCAUUUUGAUGAAUUACUGUGACUGACAACUUUGGUAUUACAAUACAUUGGCUAUUUGGGAGAGCAUAUGGUGAUAGAAAAAUAAGCCAUUCCAAGAAACCUCAUCCACAGGUGUGGUAGUACACAUAACUAAUGAUAACUUGAAGCUAUGUCAAAAGCACAGGAAUACAGAAUAGAGGUAUGCUUUAGGAAAAAAAAAAAAGUAUAUUGAGGAAGAAAAGUAAAAUGAAUAUUAAGAAUUAGUCUUAGAUUUUAAGCAACUGACAUGUAAAUAUUUUUAAGACCGUUUUACAUUUUUACCCAUGCUAUCAACAUUAUGUCUUAAUGGUAGUAUGUUGAAUUUUUUAAUUAAAAAUAUCCUAAAUUAAGUAUUAUCUUGAAAAAUUGUUAUUGCCAUAGAUUACAAAGUAUCUUUUCAUUGAAAUAAUAUAUGCUCUAAUUUAAAGAGGGAAAUAAUAAUGUAUUUUAGAUAACUUCUCUAAUAAAUCUAUACUUAUAUUUUUGCUUUCAAUCUGUUAUUUUAAUUCAGAAAAGGAGUUACUAAUCUAUUCGCACCAUUGCAUAUUAAACAUAAUUAAUAAACAUAUAGUAUAUCAAGAAUGAGUUUUGUUGAUACUAAAGAUGAAUGCAAAACUAUAUGGAUGUUAGGACAUUUUCUCUAAGUAGCUGUCUGAUAGACAGCAGAAGGAAGUAGCAGUUUUGAGCAACCACUACAAACUUUCAUUAAAGUUGGCCACAUAAUAAAGGAUCCCCUCACAAGAAUUUUGAACAAAAACAUACUGCAGAAUGGGCUUCUCCCAAACUGGUUGCAUAAGUGUUGGUGCCUUAUGUGACAGCACCAAAACAAAGAGCCUUAUCUUUAUACAGAACAUCAACACAAUCCUUUUCUCCAACAAAACCUUUCAAGACUGCAUCCCCGGAGUUUGCUUUUUAGCCUCAUGGUACCAUAUGUGAAUGAUUUCAACAGAAGAAUUUUUAACAAUUUUUACUGCUGAGUAAGAAAAUAGCUUCCAAUAACUUCCAUUGAUGGAUCAGCUGAGUUCUUAUGAUGUCAUGAGCACAUGCAAUAAAUACCUAAGUGUAAAUCUGGUCUAAAUACACAAGAUCCGAGCAAUACUGUAAGGGGCUAUUCUCCUUUUCAGGCUUCUGUCUGUUGUGAGAGAAGGCAUCUUCAAAACUCUAAUGUGACUGGAUUCUGUUACUAGUUUGUAUGACAAUUUAUUGACAAGCUUCCUACCACAUCAGGGAUGACUGUAAUUUAUAAGAUGUCAGAUGGGCAGGCAAGGUCCCCAAGCACCUGGGAUCUUAAUGAAUUGAGAUGGGAAUGAAGCCUUCUCAGAGUGCAUCCAAAAAUCUUCAGAAAACUGCCAUAUUUCCCUCCUUGAAAUGCUUUCCUAUAUAAAAACAAAGCAACCAUCCUCCCCAAAACAAAAACAAACAAACAAAAA